GUCCUCGAUUGGAGCCCGGCCUGGUGUAUUGAAGGCCGCGAAGAUUGUUCUGUUACAUACAAGCACGGUCAUUCUAAACAAUAAUGUCACAGCUAUAUAAUGUAUACAUCAUCCUGGCGCCCACCUCCGACGCAACUUUUAGAAGAUCCUGUCCCGCAGACAUUUAAACACGACAUCAUACUCGUGUUCAUUUCACCCUUGCCCAGUUACACGCCUUACCUCGUGUUGUCUCAUAUUCGCGUCUACAUGCCCUCUUCGUUCACUAGCCGUCCCUGAUUGAUCUGUGCAAGUUCAUAGCCUCUGCCGCAAGCCCCUCUUGCCCUCGUCAGCCAUUGACAUACAUGCUCAGUGCCGCGUGCCUCUUCAUACUUAUAUCCACAAAAAACUUCUUCAUUCUACAAUAAUUUUCUUUUUCCUCUUUUGCCUAUCUGCUUAACUUACUAUGACGAACCCGAGGGACGAUCGUUUUUACGGAAGCCUUGGGAAAUCGCGCAAAAGCCCUCCUGGGGGGGAUGUUCAAAGUAGUGUUUUUCAGGGACAGGGUGGGCGAUAUGUGCUCCCUCCUCUUGAUUCAGCUUUUCCAACCUCACGUUCUCCAGCUCCCAGCAAUUAUUCUAACCAGUAUUUGCAGCCACGUUCAUCUCAAGUAAGAAGCGAUCAUAAUGCGUCUUUGUACGGUCAAUGGUCAAAUACUGCUCCGGCACAGCAACAUUCGCCCACUUACUACGAGCAUGGCGACUCUAGAUACCCUUCGCAACAAACAUACCCAUCGUACUCCUCUCGGACUCCGCCAACGCUUCCUGGAGAUGCACAUACUUCUCGCAAAUUACCUCCACUAAAUGUGCCCUCUUCUACUGUCAGGGAUGACAGAUGGCAAGCUGCCGCAUUUGGUCCCAUGCCGACUCAUAUGUCUGGUUACAGUGAAAUUCGGUCACCGACAGCAACUUAUCCUCCAGAAUAUGCUUCGUAUCAGCAACAGCAGCAACACCAACACCAGACGUCAUACUCAUAUCCUCCCGUUCCCGACCAACGCAGCCAUCCAAAUCAGAUGUCAUCGGUACACCAUGCCCAACAAAUCUCGAUGGGGGCAUAUUCAACUGAAAGAGGUCUCCCAUCACACAUCGAGGCUCAUGGUACUUCACCUUACGCCCGGAAUCACCAUCCUUCUUUGACAAACACGGCGAUCACUCAGGAGCCUGUAUCAGUACUGGGUACAGAUGAGCCCGUCAUCAAGAAAAAACGAAAACGAGCUGAUGCUGCGCAGCUCAAAGUUUUGAAUGAGACCUAUAAUCGUACAGCCUUUCCUUCGACCGAGGAGCGUGCUGACUUGGCUAGGAAGCUCGAUAUGUCGGCAAGGAGUGUGCAGAUAUGGUUUCAGAACAAGAGGCAAUCGAUGAGGCAAACUAGUCGCCAGUCAUCUACUUCUGUGACAUCCUCUUCACAUCAGCCUUUCUCGAUGACCUCACAAUCGGACGACCUGUCACACCCUUCUGUUGGCGGAUACGGCGGUGGUAGCAUGGGUUCGACUAUUUCCGGCCAAACAUAUCUGCCACGCUCUCCUCAGGAAAAUCGGGCAUCCGUCCACGCCAGUCAGUCACCAAUAGUCUCUCAUCGUCGCAGGAGUGACGAAGAAGAUCCUCGUAAAUGGUCUGCACGUGGAUACUGAUUUGGACGACAGUUGAUCGUCACUUCAUCUGGAUCUGUGUCGUUUGGGCGCUAGAUAUCCAUACAUUCAUUACAUCGUCUUACUAUCUGUGCAAUAGCGUGUGUCUCAUUCAUCAUGAUUAUCGAAUCUAGUAAUCUACACCUGACCCUUAAUUCUUCCAUAUUAACAUCUAUUCCUAUACUAUUAUCCCACAAGAUUGUUUUCAGCUCGCAUCGCACUCUCAUCUUACUUAAACUCGUCGCAGUAUUUUUUAUGUACUUAUGUUGUUAUUGUUUUCUAUAUUUUCACAAAUCAAGUAGUUAUAGCGGUCUACUCUGUACUGGCCUACCUCCGCUGCGGAUCUCCGCGGUGAGUGGCACUGUAUAUACAUUCCGAUUCAUCCGUUCAAUCGCAUUGGAAGUUUGCCCCUUCGAAA
Molecule: messenger RNA, 2081 nt
Organism: Serpula lacrymans var. lacrymans S7.9
Lineage: Eukaryota; Fungi; Basidiomycota; Agaricomycetes; Boletales; Serpulaceae
Exons: 4
Coding region: 443-1666 (407 amino acids)
Biological process (GO): regulation of transcription by RNA polymerase II; cell differentiation
Molecular function (GO): RNA polymerase II cis-regulatory region sequence-specific DNA binding; DNA-binding transcription factor activity, RNA polymerase II-specific
Source: RefSeq, a predicted model, not a curated record